Messenger RNA from Acanthochromis polyacanthus (spiny chromis), 2133 nucleotides. It is a transcript of the gene cnpy4, whose product is annotated as canopy FGF signaling regulator 4. The annotation marks the transcript as partial. Gene Ontology annotation, cellular component: endomembrane system. Lineage: Eukaryota; Metazoa; Chordata; Actinopteri; Pomacentridae. The transcript is spliced from 6 exons. Gene Ontology annotation, molecular function: signaling receptor binding. The record is from RefSeq and is a predicted model, not a curated record.
UUUCGUAAUUUUAGUCUCUCUGUAGGUUCUGAAGCAAACGGUUGCAAUGAACAUUUAUAUUCUGGUUCUUCUGGGGGUGUGGAGUUUGUUGUAGCAAAUGAGGAGGAAAGGCUGCCGAAUAAAUGUGAAGUGUGUAAGUUUCUGACAGUCGAGCUGCAGGAAGCUCUGGAGAAAACUGGUCGCUCCAAAGAGGUUCUGGAGGUUGGAGAAGUGUUGGACACAGGGAAGAGGAGGAGGAAGAUUAAAUACAACACCUCGGAGACUCGACUGACUGAAGCUGUGGACAACAUAUGUGAGCGCAUCCUGCAGUACAGUGUUCAUGCAGAGAGGCCGGGCAGCCUGCGGUACGCCAAGGGCGCCAGUCAGACCAUGACGACUCUGAAGAAUCUGGUCCACAAAGGAGUUAAAGUGGACCUGGGGAUGCCCUAUGAGCUGUGGGAUGAACCCUCUGUAGAGGUGUCGGACAUGAAAAAACAGUGUGAGACGAUGCUGGAGGAGUAUGAGGAGGUGGUGGAGGACUGGUACUUCCAUCAUCAGGGCCAGAGGCUGGAGAACUUCCUCUGUGAGAACCACGUCCUCAAGACUUCAGAGCAAGAAUGUCUAAAGGAGAUGUGGAAAGGAGACGUGGGGAAGAAAGGAGAGGCUGAGGAGGCAACUAGAGAAGAAGAGGAGGCAGUGCAAAAGGAGGAACAAAAAGCACACGAUGCUGGAGAACUUUGAGAAAAAACGUUUGCCAACAAGUAAAUGCAGAAGACAACACUACACCUCAGUUUUCAACUGUGGAAGUCAAGUUGAAAAUCAGUGGGCAGAAAUAGAGGUAUGUUUUUAGCCGUGUUCCUAGAGGUCUAUUAUGGUAUGUAUAUAUACAUUUAAAGUUACAAUGACCUGAUGAUUUGCAACUGUGAUGCCUUUUACAUAUUAACAGUAUUAUUUUUGUAUGUCAGACUUUUAUAAAUUGUUCCAACACUCCGAUUAAGAUCUAAUGCCUUUACCCCACUACUAGAGCAGGGGUGUCAAACUUAUUUUAGGGGCCACAUUCAGCCUAAUCUGAUCUCAAGUGGGCCAGACCAGUAAAGUCAGAGCAUAAUAACCUAUAAAUAACGAGAACUCCACAUUUUUUCUUUAUUUUUGCGCAAAAAGGCACAUUCUGAAAAUACUCACAUUUAAGAAAUUAUCUUUUUACAAAACAUUACGAACAAACUGAAAUUUGUUACGAAAAUUCAGUUAAAUCUCAGCAGUAUUAUGCCUCAGUUUGUCAUUUACACAUUACAACUUACAGAUCACAUUGUUUCCACAAAGGAACAAAACAUUUAGUCACAGGUAUCUGGAACUGAAUGAUACAGUAUUUUACUUUAUGAUCACAAUGACUGACAAAAAAAACCCAACUAAAACAACGUAAAACAUUACAAAUAUCAGACGCAAAGUGAGAAAAAUUAGGCAAAUGACACAAAACGAAGCAAAAAAGAUACCAUAAAUUUGGCAAAAUAGUUGCAAAGCGACAAAAAACGUACAAAUGACAAAAUCUAGACAAUUUUUUUUUACAAAUGGCACAAACAAGACCAAAAAUGACAAAAGCCAGAAACAAAACAACAACAACAAAGUAGACCACCAACACAAGUGAGACAAAAAAACACAAAAUGAAAAAAAAACAAAACAUCAAAUAAAGCAAAACACUAAAUGACAAAAAUAAGACAAAUCACACAAACGAGACAAAAAGGAAACACAAACGACAACAGUCAGACAAAAAACCCAACAAAAACCAAGACAAAAUAUUACAAAAUGAGACACAAAAUGACAAAAGAACAGUGAUCAAAGUAGUGUUUUACUUUAUGAUCAAAACACCUUGUCAUGGUCUAGAAAUUAUUUAAAAUUUAUAGUUUUGCAAAUUUACAAAUUGCAGUUGAUGUCUUGGUAAUUUUUACACUUUACAAAGUCGACCCAUGGGCCGGAUUGGACGCUAUGGAGGCUGCUUUUGGCUCGUGGGCGGCAUGUUUGUCACUUUUGUAGUGUUAUAUUUUAUGUGACCUCUGUUACAUCUCUCCUUAUACCAAUAAUAUAUGAUGCAUAUCAAUGUUUUUUUUAACCUGGAAUGCAAUAUGUACAGCUUUUUCACAUUGAAUAAAAUACCUUUUU